This is a messenger RNA of Helianthus annuus (common sunflower), 1652 nucleotides long. RefSeq names its product probable E3 ubiquitin-protein ligase RHC2A. The record is from RefSeq and is a predicted model, not a curated record. The coding region runs from base 400 to 1470 and encodes 356 amino acids. Gene Ontology annotation, biological process: protein ubiquitination. Lineage: Eukaryota; Viridiplantae; Streptophyta; Magnoliopsida; Asterales; Asteraceae. The transcript has a single exon. Gene Ontology annotation, molecular function: ubiquitin protein ligase activity. Gene Ontology annotation, cellular component: cytoplasm.
AAUUCCCACCAAUGACUCAUGCCUCUACAUUCGUCCCACGUGUCCCUUCACCACAAGGCUUGAUGACUCCCCAAUCUCCCCCCUUCAAAUAUUCUCCUUAUUCAUUUCAACCCACCACCGUUUCAAGAUUCCACUCAACUUCACCAUCAACCCAAGGAUCCAACUUUGUAUUUUCAGGGUUCUUGCUAACUUAUUUGGGUAUUUUGAUACGUUUUCAUAUCUAGGGCUCAUCAAUCACACCCAAACUCUGUUCUUUGUAAAAAAGAUCACAACUUUUCAAUUUUCUUGAACAAAUAUUCGAUUUUGGCAUCUGGGUUUUCUUUAAUUUAAGUUUCCUGAUGAUGGUUUGAAAUUUAGGGUUUCAAAAUCAAGAUUUGUGUUCUUUAGAUCCGUUUACAAAUGUCAACAAACCGAACUCCAUCAUCAUACUGGUGCUACAGAUGCGGCAGAUUCACCGCAGUUCCAUCUCACCGGCAAGAUUCAUAUUCAUCUUUAUUUUGCCCCGAUUGCAACAGUGGAUUCUUAGAACACAUCGAUAACCCGACCCGUUUACCCGAAUCCACUUUCUCAGACUCUCGCCGGAGUCCCACCUCGCCGGUGCUUCGCCGGACGAGAAGAACUUCCGACGACCGGUCGUCGUUCAACCCCGUCAUCGUCCUCCGUGGGCACACGUCCGGGUCGGGUAACGGGUUUGAGAUGUAUUAUGAUGAUGGAGUCGGGUCGGGUUUAAGCCCGUUACCGGUUAGUAUGUCGGGUUUUUUAUUGGGUUCGGGUUUUGAUCGGUUGUUGGAUCAGUUGACUCAAAUUGAGGCAAAUGGGUUAGGGAGGAUUGAUCAGAACCCUCCGGCUUCAAAAGCGGCUAUCGAAGCGCUUCCGGUUAUUGAAAUACAAGAGAUUCAUGUGUCGAAAGAAUCGCAUUGUGCGGUUUGUAAAGACCCGUUUGAAUUAAAAGCAGAAGCUCGAGAAAUGCCGUGUGAGCAUUUGUACCACUCGGAUUGCAUUCUUCCGUGGCUGAAUUUGCGUAAUUCUUGCCCGGUUUGCCGCCAUGAGCUCCCAUCGGAAAAUCAAGAUGCCGGUUAUCUUAACACCGAUGCGGUGGGUUUAACGGUAUGGAGGCUGCCCGGUGGGGGGCUUGCGGUGGGGAGGAGAGGGGGCGAGAGGGAAGGUCCGGUUGUUUUCACCGAAAUGGACGGUGGAGUCGACUAUAAUGGCGGUUUGGGGCGGGGUUCAUGGGGUUUAGUAGGGAAUGGUGGUGGUGGUGGUAGGGGCGGGUUUAGGCGGGUUUUAGGUGGUGUGUUUUCGUGUUUUGGGGGUGGGGGAAGGGGGAGGGGGUUGUCGUCAAGUUCGAGCUCGAGUUCGGAUGAUGGAGUGAACGGUGGAAGUAGAUUUAUUCCGGCGAUCUUCGGCAGCUCCUCACGGCGGCGGAGGGCGUGGGCAUUGGAUGUCAACAGUCGGGCCCAAAUGUGGUGAAUGGAGUGGAAGCAAGUUUUUUUUAACAACAAAUUUGGAUUAUUAACGGAUCACUGAAGCAUCAUCGUACUAUUAACGAAAACACUCGAUAUCCAUCUCUUGUUGGAAGCAAGUGGUUUUGGAUUUUGGUUUUAGUUAAAGAAAGUUAAAUGAAUGGAAAUUUGUUUUGUAAUGUUGUUACA